Messenger RNA from Parascedosporium putredinis, 1491 nucleotides. NCBI's taxonomy places the organism in Eukaryota, Fungi, Ascomycota, Sordariomycetes, Microascales, Microascaceae. The record is from the annotation of a GenBank genome assembly.
AUGACGAAGGAAUAUAAGCUCAAGGGUGUCUCUACCCUCGCGCUCAAGCCCGGAGAAAAGCAAGAGGUCGAAGUCGAAGGCAUCGACGAGGGAAAGGUCUUGCUCGUCAAUGCUGGAGGCUCGAUCCAGGCGUUGGGUUCCAAGUGCACCCAUUAUGGCGCGCCCUUAGUCAAGGGCAUCUUGACAGCGUCCGGUCGUCUCACAUGCCCAUGGCACGGAGCAUGCUUCAAUGCGAAAUCGGGUGAUAUCGAGGACGCCCCUGCCCUUGACUCCCUUCCAGUCUUUCAAGUAGCCGAGCGCGACGGCGCCGUGUACAUUACCGGCGCCGAAGCCGACAUCAAAUCCGGCCGUCGCAAACCCAACAUCCAGUGCCGCGCAGGCGCAGCCUCCAAGAAGCCGCAACAGUCCAAAGUUGGCUACCUCCCCAUCGACAGGCCGAAGCUGUCCAAGGCCUUGAUGACAGAUCCGGACAAGAUUGCGUGGCGGGACGAUGGGUGGUACGAGAGCGCGGCCGUCGACAUGCUCGACGACGAGGUCACCGGCCUUGUCCUCGCCACCGGUGGCACGCCGAGGAGGCUGCCCCUCGACGGCUUCAAGACUCUCGGAAACAUCUUCACCCUCCGGACCAUCAAGGACACGCGCGAGAUUGUGGAGGCGGUUGGAGGCAAGGGCAAGAAAAUUGCCGUUGUUGGGUCAUCCUUUAUUGGCAUGGAAGUGGCCAAGGCACUCUGCAGCGAUAAUUCCGUCACCGUAAUCGGCAUGGAAAAGGUUGCCCUCGAAAGGGUCAUGGGAGAGGUAGUUGGCGCCGGCCUACAAAAGGGUCUCGAAUCUCUCGGUGUCAAGUUUUACAUGUCGGCCUCGGUGGACAAGGCGGAGGCUUCCGCCUCGGAUUCGAGCAAGGUUGGCGCCGUUCUCCUCAAGGAUGGCACGAGAAUCGAAGCCGAUCUCGUCAUCCUCGGGGUGGGUGUGGCCCCCGCAACCACCUAUCUCAAGGAGAACAGCGCCGUCAGUCUCGAAAAGGAUGGUUCCCUUCAGGUCAGCGCCAAGUUCGCCGUCCAGGGUCUCGAGAGCGUGUACGCCAUCGGCGACAUCGCAACGUUCCCCUACCACGGGCCCGGCGGCGACGGCCGGCCUACCCGCAUCGAGCACUGGUGCGUGGCCCAGAACGCAGGGAGGGCCGUUGCCCGAGACAUCACGCACCCUCAAGAAGCCCCAUGGCCGUUUGUCCCCGUCUUCUGGUCUGCGCUGUCGGGCCAGCUGAGAUAUUGCGGAAAUACGGCUGGCGGCUGGGAUGACAUUGUAAUCCAGGGCGACCCGGCGGAGGGCAAGUUUGUGGCUUACUACUGUCGCGGUGAGACGGUUCUGGCCAUGGCUGCCAUGGGCAAGGAUCCAGUGCUUGCUCAGUGCAGCACGCUAAUGUUUGAGAACAAGAUGCCUUCCAAGAGUCAGCUCGCCGGCGGCCUGGAUGUUUUAACCCUCGACGUUAACUGA